Heterocephalus glaber (naked mole-rat) is the source of this 1345-nucleotide messenger RNA. The record is from RefSeq and is a predicted model, not a curated record. Lineage: Eukaryota; Metazoa; Chordata; Mammalia; Rodentia; Bathyergidae.
AUACUGGGCCCCACAGGAACAGCAGAGGCCCGCUCAGGUGCAGGGUGUGAGUGUGAACAGAGGAGAACUGAGAGGACCUUUGGGGCUAAAUAACAACUUCAGCACCUCCUCCAAAGCUUGGUAAACAGAGGGCCCAUGGUCCUGGUCCCAAAAGAGUCUGGGGUCUCCUCUUCUCAACCUCAACAUUCUUUCCGCUCAGCCACACACUUGGCCAGGUGCACUGUCACUGCCUUCAGGUUGGUGGGAGCAUCACAAUAGGAACAUGGACACUAAGUCACUUCACUUCCUGACACGAUUUCAUUCUGGCAUUUCACCUUAUUGUAAAUCCUGGGUCCAGGAGUCCAUGUGGCACUGUCCUGACUGUCCUGUCACCCUGUCUCCAGCUCUUACACAUCAUCACAUCUGCAGAGGCGAGCUCACCCAAAACAUCAGGCCCAUGCUACUCUGUCAUUUCUCUGGCACUUGCUGUCUCACAGAACUUAUGCAGGCCCUGCAGGUCUCAGGAUGGGGUCCCCAUUGGCUAAAUGACAUUGUAUAAGGGAGACGGUGAACACGGCCACUCUGCCUUACUAGGUAAGGAAACCAGAUCUGACUCUUUCAUGGGGGCCUUUCAUCAGAAACCUGGGGAACAUUCUGUGUGACCUCAUAAAGGACUGGGCCACCUAGGAUGAGACUCUGUUUUCUCACCUCUACAAGGGGAGGUUGUCUCAGGACACAUGGGCUGUUGUUCUUCAUGCAUGGAAUUAUAUACAUCCUGUACGCAGCUAAUAAGCUGGUUACAUAAUGAUUGGAAAUCCGUCAACCGAGAGCUUGGCAGAGGUCUGCACAGUAAGCACAGUGAGGCAGGGAUUCCUCACACUCCAGUGGAGACCUUGGGGAAGGACUUCCAGGAUAACAAGAGCAGGUGCACCUUUUCUGUCUUUGACUCCUCAGUGGAGCUGAAAUCCCAGGUGCAUCCCCAGGAUGAGCUUCUCCAGGACCACCUGGUGCCUCCUGAGUCCUCUGAUGAAGAGCCCCAGGUGCCAGCUCCAGCCCACGCUGAUGUCCCACCUGCAGAGUUCGUGCCAACUGCAACUGCAGCUCCCUCACCAGCUCUGACCCCACAGCAAGAGCCAGGACCUGAAACCCCUUCUCCACCAGCUGCAGAGCUGCAACUCCUGGUGGCUCCACAGCAAGUGCCAUCUCUUGAGCUCUACUUGGGGCCAACUCUUGACCCAUACCUGCAAUUCCUCUCCCUUACAGAUUUAGUUACUAUUGUAUUUAUUGUUACUCUUAUUUCCCAGAGACAGGCCAAUGAUAGAAUUAUUUAAAAUAAAAUUUAAGCUUUUAGUCUUGUUUAAAAUGA